Lolium rigidum is the source of this 1449-nucleotide messenger RNA. Its product is annotated as UDP-glycosyltransferase 87A1-like. NCBI's taxonomy places the organism in Eukaryota, Viridiplantae, Streptophyta, Magnoliopsida, Poales, Poaceae. Gene Ontology annotation, molecular function: UDP-glycosyltransferase activity. The transcript is spliced from 2 exons. The record is from RefSeq and is a predicted model, not a curated record. The coding region runs from base 1 to 1389 and encodes 462 amino acids.
AUGGCAUCGAUGGCGGCAGCUCGGCACGUGGUCGCGCUGCCGUACCCGGGGCGCGGCCACAUCAACCCCAUGCUCGUCGUGUGCCGCCAGCUCGUGGCUGCGGACGGCGCCCUCACCGUCACCGUCGUCGUCACGGAGGAGUGGCACGGGCUUCUGGCGUCCGCCGGGGUGCCCCCCACGCUGCCGAGCAGCAUCCGCCUCGCCACCAUCCCCAACGUCAUCCCCUCCGAGCACGGCCGUGGUGCCGACCACGCCGGCUUCAUCGAGGCCGUGUGUUUCAGGAUGGGGGAAACCGUCGAGCAGCUCCUCGAUCGGCUGGAGCGGAGGCCGUUGGCUGUGGUGGCCGAUACCUACCUGCCGUGGGCGCUAACGGCCUGCGGGCGGCGCGGGAUACCGGUGUGCUCGCUUUGGACUCAGCCGGCCACGUUCUUCUUGGCGCUCUACAAUUUGGACCUGUGGCCGCCGGUGGACGGCCGGCACUCCGACGAAGAACUAAGCAUCAGGUCUCUGGAGGAGUAUGUCCCGGUCGCGUGUCUCUCGUCGGUAAGACUGUCUGAUCUCAAGAUCUUCCGCGCGUGGGAGCGCCCAAUGAAAAUAGCAGCGGAGCUGUUCGGCAACGUGCGCAAAGCGCAGUGUGUCCUCUUCACCUCCUUCCUCGAGCUUGAACCCUGCGCCAUCAACGCAGCAGCAGAGUCGCUCCCAUGCCCCGUGUAUCCAAUCGGCCCUUCGGUCCCGUCCAUGCCGCUCAACGGCGACAACAAGAUCCACGACGAGGAGCAGCGUAAGUGGCUGGACGCGCAGCCGGAGAACUCGGUGGUGUACGUCUCGUUUGGCAGCUUCGUCGCCAUGCCGCCCUCGCAGUUCGAGGAGAUCGCCAUGGGGCUGCGCGACAGCGGCGUCAGGUUCUUCUGGGUCGCCCGGGACAGGGCCGCCGUUCUGCGGCAGACGUGCGGCGACAAGGGGUUGGCGGUGCCAUGGUGCGAGCAGCAGAAGGUGCUGUGCCACCCCUCCGUCGGCGGCUUCCUCAGCCACUGCGGGUGGAACUCGGUGCUGGAGGCCGUCUGCGCCGGGGUGCCAUUGCUCGGCUUCCCUGUUUCGUGGGAUCAGCUGGUGAAUGCGCGGAUGGUCGCCGACGACUGGAAGGUCGGCAUCGACCUGAGGGAGCAGAGAGGCGAGGAUGGUACCGUGGGCAGGGCCGCCAUCUCUGCUGCCGUGAGGAAGCUCAUGGAUUUCGACAGUGGCGUUGGGCAGGAGAUGAGGAGAAGAGCUGCACAACUGCGCCAGGUUUCUCGGAGCACGGUCCAGGAAGGCGGCUCGUCGCAUCGUUCUUUGAACGGUUUCUUGCAGGAUCUCGUGGAGUGGAAAGUGGAUGCAACGGAAACUUGCUGAUUUUUUUUCUUCAUUUAGUCAGUGAGUGAUAGAAAAGAACAAGUUGUUUACGGAUCCAAA